Bipolaris victoriae FI3 is the source of this 825-nucleotide messenger RNA. RefSeq lists its product as hypothetical. The coding region runs from base 1 to 825 and encodes 274 amino acids. Lineage: Eukaryota; Fungi; Ascomycota; Dothideomycetes; Pleosporales; Pleosporaceae. The transcript is spliced from 3 exons. The record is from RefSeq and is a predicted model, not a curated record.
AUGAAGCACAUAGUCAACCUCGCCCUCGCGGCAGUCUCUGUUGGCAACGUUACCUCGUCGCCUCUUCAAUUGGAAGUCACCCAAAACGACAGCAACAUCGUACCCUACAUCGACUCUAGCCUCCCGAACCACACCAUCUACUUCCCGACCGGCGUUCCUGUCGCUGACUCGAGCAAAUUCCCUGUUCUAAUAUGGGGCAACGGCGCCUGUAACAUUGAUGGCACAUCGAACCAAGUCUUUCUCAAGCAUGUAGCUGCGAACGGGUUCCUCGCCAUCUCCGAGGGCAUCAUGGCACCAGACACGUCCAACACGACGCGGGACACAGCCAUGAGCAUGCAAGGCCCAUCCAAUGACAAGACCAUGAAGGCAGCUAUUGACUGGGUUCAUAAACACGCUGGAAAAGGCAAAUACACAAACGUCGAUGCAAGCAGGCUCAUGACAGCGGGCUUCUCAUGCGGCGGGCUUGAGGCUGCUUAUAACUUCCCUGACGACCGAGUUGCUACUGUCGGCAUUGUUAGCUCUGGCAUUGCCGAUGAGGAUAAGCAGUAUCUAGCAUCUACAUGGAAAAAGCCAGUUCUUUUCGUUAUGGGUGGCCCGAAGGACCAAGCAACGCCCAAUAAGGGAAUUCUGCCUCUCGGCCACGGCGGCGACCUUUGGCAAGCCAACGGUGGAAUGUUUGGCAAGGCUGUGCUCGACUGGGCACUGUGGAAUCUCAAGGGUUCUCAGGAUGCUGCUCAGUAUUUCAAAAGCGGAUGGCAGGUUGAUGGGUGGGAUGUGCAGUCUGCGGACUUGGAUAAGCUGAAGCCAGUUGGAAGACGUCUUUAG